AUGUCUCUUUUUAAAUGUUUAAAAUCAUUAAAUAAUGGUAAUUCAACUAAAAAUGAUAUUUAUAUCAAAUCAACAACAUCAUCAACAAUAGAAUGUGAAUUAAUUGAAAAUGAAAUUACCUAUGUUAAAAAUCCAAAUAGCAGAUGGAUUGGUUGGUCAAUUUGCCCAACAAAAACAUUUGAAAGAAAAAGAUAA
Molecule: messenger RNA, 195 nt
Organism: Dictyostelium discoideum AX4
Lineage: Eukaryota; Evosea; Eumycetozoa; Dictyosteliales; Dictyosteliaceae
Exons: 2
Coding region: 1-195 (64 amino acids)
Source: RefSeq, a predicted model, not a curated record